This is a messenger RNA of Bombus huntii, 6592 nucleotides long. RefSeq names its product UDP-glucosyltransferase 2-like. The record is from RefSeq and is a predicted model, not a curated record. Gene Ontology annotation, molecular function: UDP-glycosyltransferase activity. The coding region runs from base 4485 to 6035 and encodes 516 amino acids. The transcript is spliced from 8 exons. Lineage: Eukaryota; Metazoa; Arthropoda; Insecta; Hymenoptera; Apidae.
GGAAGGAAACGGCACGGAUAACGAAGUUCGAGCACGACGUCUAUGCGAUUCCGGUACUUAAUAAACCAUCCUCAAGCACGGAAAGUUGUUGCAUCUCCCGAGGAAUCUUCGCUGUCUCUUUUUUCCCCGUGCCUUCCUUUGUGGUAGUUUUAAAAACAACUUCGAAGUGCAAAUUCGUAACAUCAUCGAGAAAAUUAACCUCUGCGGUAUCACGGUAGAUGUCUCAAAGAAAUCUCACGUUCUCAAGAAUACUCAAAACUUGGCGAAAAAUAAAUAUCCGCGAGGAAGGAGAGGGGAGCCGCGAGCGAAGAAAAAGAGGACACAAAGUUCAAAAAACGGCAGAGCGUGAUGGAGAAUACGGGCGGGUGGCUUCCUCGCAAUGGGCCUGGCAAAAUUUGCUAAGCGGCCGAGAGAACAUUGCGAUGAUUAUACGGUUCCGUACGAUGAUGUAAACGAAAAGGAGAACGAGAGAAAGAAAGAGAGAGAAAGAGAGAGAGAGAGAGAGAGAGAGAGAGUGGGAGCAGAAGAAAGAAAAGAAAAGAGGAAAGGAGAUGGGAAAAAAAUAUUCCAUAAAGCGUAAUGAAGGGCUCGCAAAUAUUUAUCUUUGGGUAGGUUGGGUGUUGCGGGAGAAGCGCAAAGAGCCAUGCGAAAACGAUCCAAGCCGGAUGGCCCUUGUCGCGGCACAGAAACGUGGAAAGUUCUCCUGACACGAUUAUGGCGCUCGGUGACCAGAAAUAAUUUCAUUAGUCGCCCCGUAAACUCAUCUAGCAGUUCGUAAAGAAACCAUACGCGUGGGAAAUAUGUACUUAGGCAUAUAUAAUCGUAUACCUGUGGACGCCUGAAGCCCCUACCACGCUCCCACGGGAACUCUAAUCACGGGUACUUAAGUUCCUGUUGCAUAGACGUACACCGAACGAUGCCUGCAUCAGCAACCACAGUUUCGUGCAUGUACACGGUACCACGGCCUGUGUGCUGGAGGGUGAAUGGAAUGAUUCGCGCCACCGAGCACACUUGUUAAUGAGCGAAACGACGGUUUACACGGCUCGACGAGGCCCUCCCGAAGUUAAUGGACGUAUAUCGACGAGGCUCCAGCCGAUGUCGAGGAUCCUUCUUCGACGUGGAUCGCUCCAAAGAUUUAGAAAACCUCGAGAAACUUUGACGCAGCUUAUUUCGUAUCGCCUUAAGCACUCGUCAGAGUUAUAUAAGCCUUUGAUACGUGAAGUAGCAAACAAAAUCGAUGACUCCUUGGACUACGACAAAAUACGAUAUCCGCGCGACACUGAUGUUUCGCAAUCGAUUUACGGGAGUAACAAGUACGAGAGAACGUCGCAAGAAAGGCGUAACAAAAUUUCUGACAAGCCAACGCACCGGUAACGUUUCUUCGAGGUUCGUCGAGGUCGCUGAUGUUAACCGCGGAUAUCCUAAAUUUCGGUUACAUAAGCGUUCUCGCAAAAACACUCUCUCCCUCUGUCCUUCUCUUCUGGCUCUGCUGGAUACCGUCUGGAAGAGACGACCAGGAAGGGAAGACAAGAGAGAGAAAGCAAGUAGGAUUAUGGAGAGAUCCGCAAGUGGGUGCCCGUACAAUCGCACGGUAGAAACUGAGUACAAGGGACAAAGACACGGUAGACACCUUGUGGAUAGAAGGUGAGGGUGAUAGAGGAUACAGGAGAACGUAGAACGUAACGAAAAGAGACGAGAGAGAAACUGAGGAGAGAUCUCGCAAAACAUACACAGCUGAAGCUGACACAUCCUCUGCCAGUCUACUGGCUUUUCUAGAGUAGAGAAGGACGAGCAAAUCUAGACGCUUACUUAGUGACACACGCAGCAUUUUGCUGUCGGAGCUGAAUUCUCUCCCUUUCUCUCUCUCUCUCUCUCUCUCUCGCUCUCUCUCUCUUCAUCUCAAAUCCCGUUCCUUUCUGACCCCCUUUUCCCUUCGUGUUAAGCCUCUAUUUCUCCCCUACCAUCGUUCUCGACGGCAUUGUAUUAAACCGUGGCUCGUGUUGCGGCUUGACAAGAGGGGGCACACCAGUUAUCUUACCCUCGUUCCAUCGUGUUCCCUCCCUAAACGUUUCUCUCUAUUCCUCUUUCAUCCCCGCCCCCCCUCAUAUAUUCUAUUCCAGGAUACGUUGGAUUAUUCACAGAGUAAUUUAAACUACGUAUGACAGACAUUCCAAGUGUUUCAAACUGAUCGAUCGUUCGUGUCCAACUUCUCGAACGUCGCGUUGUCAUUUAUCGCCAGGCCGUCGAAUGUAUUAAUAUCGGCUAUCGUCGACAAUAUCGUCGCCAGUUAUCUAACCGCUUCUAACCGCUCGCGUCUAGCUUUUCGAAAAAUGUAUCGUUCUCGUGAUCAUUCUCGCGAGAGUGACUGCGCAAGAGUAACGCGCGAGAGUUGGAUCGAAUAAAUCGCCGUGCCACGUGUCCUUAAAGUAUCUUGAUAGGCGACGACAAUUUGUCGAAAUACGGAUUUUGACGCGUACAGUUUGUUGGAACCCUUUAUUACACUCGGUGUCCCUGUUCGCCGUCGAUCUGUUCGUUCGUGACCUGUCGCCGAGUUUGAAGACGAGCUCCCUUAACUGUCAGCAACCGCUUUCAACCCUUAUCAGACGCAUCUGAUUCUGACACGCGAUUCGAAUUUUCCGCUUUCCCGCGGCGUCUGGCCGGGGCUCUUUAAAGUCGUAACGUUGCUUAUUACGUGUUCCGGAAUGUCUAACUUGUCAACAUUCAGGAGCACCUAAACCCGUACCUCUUCCAGAAGAACGAACCGGAAGUAACGAUCGUUUGGAGAAGUAUUUUGCGGUAAACGAGAACUCUGCGAGGCAAGAUCUUGCAAAUGUCGUGAAAAUUAACGGUAAGGACGAUUAUUCCUGAGGAAUGGCCGCUGGUAAAUGGGGGGACCGAUUAAAGGGACGAGUCCUCGUGACUUUUUUCAGGCAACACAAACGAUGCACCUUUACGGUGCAACGGUGCGCACAAUAUCUCGAAUUAACGAGGCUCUUCUCGUAUUCCAGGUAUUAUUACGACUCUAAGUAAUGAGACGCGUUUAAGCUCGCCGUUACGCCAGCCAUGCAAAAAUCUUUUGUUUUCGUCCUGAAACGUUUAUCUGCCCGACGCGUAAUGACGUAACGUUGUAAGUUUUUAAUUAACGAUUAAACGAUAUGCAUCACGGGCCAAUGAGUCAGUUCUUUCGUUCUUUAUUCCCUUUCUCUCGUUUCUUCUCUCUCUUUCUCUUUCUCUCUCUCUCUCUAUCUAUUUAUCUGUCUAUAUAUAUCUAUCUAUUUUUCUCUAUAUGUCCAUUUUCUCUUUUUUUUUUUUUUUUUUGGAAAAUUACGAGAACGAAGCUACACGGUGUAACUGGUCUAUGGGACGUGAAAUCUAUGUCACAUGAUCGUCGUUACGUAUGUAUAUGGUCACGAUAUUGUUACGCAGGCAAAAUCGACUAACACGAAAAAGUAGCAUAGUUUUCGCGAAAACAGAUGACAUUUUUCUCGGUUGGAACUUUUCUUUAGAAAUGGUUGACCAAUUUUUCUUCGGCCCCAGCGACCGCAUCAUUCCGUACGCUGAACCGAGCCAUUCUCUUGACGGCGAGGCAGAAGCGUACAUCGAAGCUAAUGGCGCGACUCUCGGUGAUUCGUCUCCACCCGACCCUUUUCCCUUCUAUGUUUUUUUCCCUUUUCUUAUUAUUGCUUUCUCGACCGACUCAUAAUUUACACGUAAAUUUCGAAACCAUCCGGCGAGAACCAUCUCGUUCUUUCCUUCCUUUUUUUUCCGGGGACAAUCACCUUUUUUGUUUAUCGUUUGUUUUUCGAGGAAUUCUAUUCGCGCGAAGAAUCGAAGAACUAUUUAAAUUCUCCAUCUAUCAUGCAGGUUGGCUAAAAGUUUCCAACCGGAAUGCAUAUUUAUUACGUUGCGGAGAUGAACGAUGCUUAAAAAUUUGAUGCACAGACAAAUAUAGACUUAUCUUGUCAAAUUAUUUACGAAAGAAUACUACUACUUAAUAUUUAUAACAGUCACUGUAAUAUAGAUAUGGAGACGUAUCGUAUAUAUUAUACGAUGACCUUGAAGCAAUUGCCUCUUACCACUCGCUAAAGAGAUAAGGUAAUAGAUUCCAUGAAACGCUCCAUAGCCUCUGAAUGACGCUUUUAUGUUUCACGCGAUGCGAUGUAUAAAAAUAUCUAUCACUAGUCGAAGCCGGCUUUGCAUUAUUUCUCCGGCAAGCCGUGCGAGAAACACGCGACCGAUGUACAAGCGGUUCACUUAUUUAUCGUGGCCCCAAGCAAACUGAUCGUGAAACAUGUUGUGAAUUUUUCACGGGGAAGAUCGUUCUCUAGCCUCUUCUCCCGCCCUCCAGUCUGCUAGAUCCCUUUAGAAAUUUCUACAAAAGGCGUAACACCAGCAACCUCGAUUCUCGUUUAAAAAAUUGAAAGACUAUUUCUCGUGGCUCGAGUGUAUUCUCGAAAUACGUUGGUACAACGGUGUUGUACAAGAUGUUGUCUAUGUUGUUGGCGCUUUUACUCUUUCGUCAAUUCUCGCCCGCCAUUGGAUUCAACAUCCUCGGAAUUUGUCCCAGCGCGAGCUACAGUCACCAGCAACCCUUUCAAGCAUUGAUGAAAGCUUUGGCGGCUCGUGGACACAACGUUACCGUGAUAUCAACCAUUCCGUCAAAGCAGGCGAUCAAGAACUACGAAGACGUCGAUCUGUCGUUUUCCUAUCGGAAGAGUGACUGCACCGGGCUAAGGCACAUGGGAGCGUUCACCCUUCUGCGGAAGAACAUGCGAGAGGCGAACGAGCUUUGCGAGGAGCAACUGUUCAGCCCAGCCAUCGAGCACCUAAUUUCGAGGAAUAAGAGCUUCGACGCGGUUGUUAUAGAACAGUUGUGGUACCAAUGCUACUACGCCCUCGUCAAGCAUUACAAUUCACCGGUUCUAAUCGGAUUCCUUAGCGUUGGAAACCUACCAUACGUUAUGGACUCCGUUGGAAAUCCCGACGACCCGCUGUUGAACCCCGACAUGGCAUAUCCAUUCACGAAUAAAAUGAGCCUGAACGAGCGUAUCUGGAACAUCGUCUAUACAACGUGGACCAGAAUGUACUAUAAAUACUGGCAUUUACCAAGGGCUCAGGAGAUCGUUAACAAGUGGAUGCCUGACGUUUCGAUCGAGGACAUCGACAGAAACUUCAGUCUAGUGAUAUUGGGAAACAAUCACGUAUUCGGAUAUCCGAAACCGCUGCUGCCAAAUGUAAUCGAGGUUCACAGUCUCCAGAUCACGGAGAAAAGGGAAACCUUGCCCAAGGACAUCGAAGAAUUCCUAGACAAGGCGGAGCACGGGGCGAUCUAUUUCUCCCUAGGCUCGAAUCUGCAAACUCAUCAGUUGCCAGUCGGCCCUUUGACCGCAUUGUGUAACGCGCUCAGCUCGCUCAGGCAAAGAGUUCUAUGGAAACACUCCGGAGACAUGGCCAUUCAUCCAGCCAACAUCAAAUUUGUGAAGUGGGCACCCCAGCAAGCGAUUCUCGCACAUCCGAAACUGAUGGUCUACGUGAUGCAAGGUGGAUUGCAGUCGUUGCAAGAGGCGGUGUACUAUUCCGUGCCGGUAGUUGCCAUUCCCUUUUUCGGGGAUCAACUUUUCAACGCGCGUAAAAUUCUGGAUGCUGGUAUCGGGCUUACGUUGAACAUUGAUACCAUCACCGAAGAGUCCGUCGUCCGGACUUUGACCGAAGUUAUAGAGAAUAAAACAUACUACAACAAUAUCAAAGAGAUGUCGGAGAUUGCAAAAGAUGAAUUGAUAAAGCCAAUGGACCGAGCUAUAUGGAAUGUGGAGCACGUGAUCAAAUUUUCCAAAUCGAAACAUUUGCGUUACUACGGCCAUGAUAUAUCGUUGAUAGAUUACUAUGGAACUAUAGCGAUCCUUAUCCUGCCCUUAUUUUUGAUAAUAUGCUACGCUUGUUUCGUGAUUAGUAAUUUGAAAGACAAGAGAAAACGUUCUUCAUUCGAUUAUAUGAAAGAUCGAAUUAAAUUCUUUGCAAGAUCAAAAGUGGAAUAGUUAGGAUAUCUUUGACAAGGCAAGAUAAUUUUAAGUUCACUAUUAUGUAAUAAAUUUGAUUCAAUAAUGUUCCAUCAUGGCUAAAUUUUCAAAUAAACAUUGUUAAAAUACUUUGUAAUAGUUACACUUUAUUCACCGUUGUUAAAACAUUUGAAAGAUCUCGUUUUAUGAUUCGUAACUUUUAGAGUACCAUCGAUUAUUAACUAGGAGAAUAGAAUUACCAUUGUACGGAAACUUUAAACUGUAAUAUCGACCGUCGAUUAGACAUCAGUCCAAGACGACAGUUACGUUGAUCGAUUCUGUUCAGAAGAUUGGUCAUUAAUUGUAUUUUUGUAAAUACGAAAGAACCAUUUGAAAUAAACUUUGUCGACAGUUGGAUGCAAUACACGAAGGAUAAAAGAUAAAACGUCAUUAAAAUUGAAAGAAAAUCAUUAAGAAAUCAUUUCAAUAAAAAAAUAUUUACGUCUUUCCAAAUAAUCAAUCACUUUUGUUUUUUAAUUAACGAUAAUUUAAACAAAAUACAAAAAAUUAAAUAAAUUGAAGAACGGUAUAUAAAU